This is a messenger RNA of Oryza sativa Japonica Group (Japanese rice), 1254 nucleotides long. Its product is annotated as GDSL esterase/lipase At5g62930. Lineage: Eukaryota; Viridiplantae; Streptophyta; Magnoliopsida; Poales; Poaceae. The record is from RefSeq and is a predicted model, not a curated record. Gene Ontology annotation, molecular function: hydrolase activity, acting on ester bonds.
GUUCGAUGGUUUCUUCCAUUCUUGCUACAGAAAAAUAAGUUCUUGCCGGCCCAACUCAACACCCGCUGCUCGAUCCCGAUCAGCCACGCUUCCUCUUCCGCCGCCGCCGCCGAAGAGGGGGACUCGAUAGACCAUGACGACACCCGGAUCCUGCCCCUCGUCCACAUCCGCCGCCCACUCUCCCGUCUGCCUCGCCCCCUCCGCCGCCGCAGGGGAAUCCCAAGAGAUGGUGCGGCCGCGCAUGGUGCUGUUCGGCGACUCCAUCACGGAGCAGUCCUUCCGCCCCGGCGGCUGGGGCGCCGCCCUCGCCGACACCUACUCCCGCAAGGCUGAUGUAGUUGUUAGAGGCUACGGAGGGUACAACACAAGAUGGGCUCUAUUCUUGCUACAUCAAAUCUUUCCCCUGGUUGGAAUAGUGCCUCCUCUUGCGACAACUGUAUUCUUCGGUGCAAAUGAUGCAGCCCUUUUGGGACGAACAGGCGAGCGACAGCAUGUUCCCGUUGCAGAGUAUAAAGAAAAUCUCAAAAAGAUUGUUAAUCAUUUGAAGGAUUGUUCCAAGUCCAUGUUAAUUGUACUAAUCACUCCGCCUCCUAUUGAUGAAGAUGGAAGGGAAAGAUUUGCACGAUCACUCUAUGGAGAAGAAGCUAGGAAGCUCCCUGAAAGGACAAACGAAAUGGCUGGUGUGUAUGCAAGUCAGUGCAUAGAGCUAGCCAGAGAAAUGAAUAUACACUGCAUUGAUAUUUGGUCAAAGAUGCAAGAGACCGCAGGAUGGCAGAAACUUUACUUGAGCGAUGGACUGCACCUGACGCCAGAAGGAAAUGCUGUUGUCCACAAGGAAGUUGUCCAAACGUUGAGAAGUGUGGGUCUGAAAGCAGAAGAAAUGCCAUAUGAUUUCCCUCACCAUUCCAGAAUUGAUGGUAGUUGCCCAGAAAAAGCCUUCCAGUGAAGUGUGAUGCCUUGAAUAGCUUGUGGUGCGGUUCAUCUGGAGAUCUCUUUUCCUCUUUGAAUUAGGAGAAAGAUCAAAUUAAAGACAAUGUUUUACUGCUUCUAUCAUGAGCUUUUGGAGUGAGGAAUUUAGCACCCAUUUUUACUCUGGAAGAAAUAAAGUUCUCUUCUUGAAACUGAGAAAUUGAUAGUGGUAGGAGAUAGUAGUCCGUGGCCUGUAACCGUUCAGAUUUCUACAUGGGCACACGACCAUACUGGGAAUCAGAAAAUUAGACCCCGUGGAUUAUCUGGAUUCUGGAUGGUUUCCAA